Molecule: messenger RNA, 786 nt
Organism: Cryptomeria japonica (Japanese cedar)
Lineage: Eukaryota; Viridiplantae; Streptophyta; Pinopsida; Cupressales; Cupressaceae
Product: putative receptor like protein 25
Exons: 3
Coding region: 1-786 (261 amino acids)
Molecular function (GO): protein binding
Source: RefSeq, a predicted model, not a curated record
AUGGCUGAUCAAUCUGAAAAGAUGGAAAUCUUUGAACAUGAAAUUCCCUUCAAUCCUCUAACAUCAUACUAUUAUAUAGAUGAAAUAACAGUUUACAAUAAAGGACAACAGAUGGAGUUUGUGAAAAUUUUGAGAUUAGUAAAAUGUCUUGACCUCUCUAGUAAUAACUUGUCAGGUAACAUUCUUCAUAAUAUUGGAUCCCUCAAAGGUUUGAUUAUUCUUAACAUUUCAAGAAAUCAUUUCAGUGGUGAGAUUCCUAAAUCUAUUGGAGAGAUGACACUACUUCAAUCACUUGAUCUUUCACAAAAUGGAUUGUCAGGGGCUAUUAUUACUGAGCUACAACUUCUCACGUCCUUAAGUUUCUUUAAUGUAUCUUGUAAUAAGCUAUCAGGGAUGAUACCACAAGGAGGACAAAUGACGACAUUUGAUUCUACAUACUUCUCCAAUAAUUCAGGUCUAUGUGGUCUACAAAUAUAUGUGCCAUGUUCAAGUAACCCUCCCAAUUCUCCAAAGGUACAUGAAGAAAAUAAUGAAGAUUCAGAGGAUGAUUUCUGGUGGGAUAUGGGAAUGGCAACAGACUAUGUAGUUGCCUUUUCAAUUUCUUUAGAUAUAAGUGGUGCAGUCUUUCUAAUGCAGCUUGGAGAUUUUCCUGAAGAUUAUGUAACGGAUUUGAUAUCCUUACAGAUGAAUGUACUAGCACUGGAUAAUACAUUGAUUAAAUGGGAAAGAAGUAGUGUAGGUGAAGGGAAAGGGAAAGGGAAAGAGGCUUUAAGUACUGUUCAAUAA